ACAAAAAAACACCAAGAGGUGUGUGUGUGAGUCACAGUAGCAAGAAAUGGACACUCCCUUUCACAUUGUAAAUCUGGCUUUGUUGUGGUGGUUGUUUCUUUUGUACUGUACCUGUCACUGAGCUACCGAACAAACCCACGCACAAACACCUGUGUUAUUCCUCAGGUUUGGAUGAAAAGAAAAUGAAGAUGUCCCUUUGCUGUUAACUGUUCAUUUAGAGAUUAUGUCACCUGCCAAUUGUCAGUGUGAGCAUCAUGGACUCUGUCGUGUGUACUGUAUGUGCUCACACUCAUACUGGAUUAAGGAUGGGAUUACAGGAUUAGAAUGUUCCACUCACAGUACAGAGCCUGUAAAUAGAUCUAGCAGACACAGUCAGCAUACUUCGCUUGUAUUGAGGACAUAUCUGCUAUUGAUCAUUGGAUAAGGAUGUAUUUCCAUUUUUAAGGUCUGCCCUUAGGUUUUUUUCAUCCAGAUCAAAGCCAUGGCGGCAGAUGUUGUAUCUCACAGCCUGAACCUCCUGGAGACUCUCAAAGAGUCCAUUGAGAACAACAAGCUGUCAGAUGUCAAGGAUGCUGUGGAGGACCUCCUGAUCAGCCGGAUCAACCUGGCCGUGGCAGGAGAGCGGGGGCCCGAGAAGUCUGCAUUCAUCAACGCCCUCCGUGGCCUGGGGCCUGAGGAUGAAGGAGCCGCCCUAUCCCCCUGCCCCACUUCUCCAGAGGAGAUGGCCAUCUAUCCCAACCCCAAGCACCCUGACUUCAGGCUCUGGGACUUGCCACCCACCCCCGCAGCCUCGCCCUUUGACCCGGAAGGGUACAUGGAGCGGGUGAAGUUCCUGCGGUACAACGUGGUGGUCAUGGUGUUCACACAGAGUCUCCAGGCCAAUAGCGUGGCGGUGUUCCUGGAAGCCCGCUCUGUGCAGAGGGACACUGUGUACUUCGCCCUGCUGGCCUCAGAGAAGGACACAGAAAAGGGUCUGGAGGAGAGGCGGAAGGCAGGUCUGGAGUUGUUGAAGGCCCAGGGGGUGGCCAUGCCUAAGGUGUUCCUAGUGAGGCCCUCCUGUCUGGAGAAACUUGACUUCCCAGGACUCCUGGAGGAGAUGGAGAGGGACCUACCAGAGAUCCGGGCCCACGCUCUCCUCCUGGCCCUGCCCACUCUCUCCCCAGUCCUGGUCACCCAGAAGAGGGAUGCCUUCAAGGCCUUGGUCUGGGCUGCCGCGUCACUCUCUGGUGGGGUGUCGGCCAUCCCCGUGCCCCUGGUGGCCUCCAUGGUGGAUGCCAGAGUGGGUGUGAGGAUCCUCACCAAGGCCAGGGCCUCGCUCUGUCUGGACGACGAGUCUGUUGAGCGGUUGGCACGGCAACGUGGCGUGGAGCCGGCACAGCUCAAAGCCCUGCGGACGUGUAACCUGUCGGCUGAAGUCACCAAGGGGGAGGUAAAGCGUCGGCUGGCAGCGGCAGAGAAGGAGUUGACCACCAACACGACCCGACUGGUGGAGAUGGCCAUGCCCAGGCACGCCCGCUCAGCCAGUCGUUCCUUCACUGUCAUGCUGCUGGCUCUCAAUGGGGCCAUCGAUGAGAUGGUGGUUGACGCAGAGAAGAUACUGGCUGCUGCUGGUAUACGAGAGGGGAAAUGAAGGAGGUCAAGAGGAGGGCUAGAAAAAGUGCAAUGAAAAAUGUUUUAAAACAUUUGCAAUGGAAAUGCAAAUAUGCAUUUGAUUCUGCAUUUCCUGCAGUCAAAUUAUCUAGUGGCUUCAUGGGUAAAAUGUUAUUCAUAUUUUUCAUAAUUUCAUAAUUAAUGAACAUUACUUCAAAAACCCUGCAGAAAAUCAGGUGUUUCUAUGUCAAAUGGUU
Molecule: messenger RNA, 1847 nt
Organism: Salmo salar (Atlantic salmon)
Lineage: Eukaryota; Metazoa; Chordata; Actinopteri; Salmoniformes; Salmonidae
Product: interferon-inducible GTPase 5
Cellular component (GO): membrane
Molecular function (GO): GTP binding
Source: RefSeq, a predicted model, not a curated record